AUGAGGACGUAUAUCAAGGAGAAAAGGCUUGGGGAAGGAACAUAUGCAGUGAUAUAUCUUGCAUAUGAAGGGAAUGUGCAAGAAAGGCGGUUUGUCAGCACAGGAGACAGAAAAAGCGAUCUUCCUGUUGCAAUAAAGAAGAUAAAGAUCAACAAGUAUUCUCAGGGCCACGAAAUAAGUGCAAUCCGAGAGAUUAAGGCGCUUAAGAGAAUGGAAUGCAAAUAUGUUGUGCGGCUCUUAGAUGUAUUUGUGCAAGAUAAAUGUGCUCAUAUGGUUCUUGAGUAUAUUGAGACGAACCUAGAGAGUGUGAUAAAGAAUCCGGAUAAGAUUAUCAUGCCUGGCGAUAUCAAAGCAUGGAUGCUGAUGGUGUUGAGGGGAGUGUAUGAGUGCCAUAGGCUGUUUAUAAUCCAUAGAGACAUCAAGCCAAACAACAUACUUAUUGCAUCUGAUGGAACGGCAAAGCUUGCAGACUUUGGGCUGAGCAGGUCGAUAGGAAAUUGCAUGACGCCUCAGGCGGUUACAAGAUGGUAUCGUGCGCCUGAGCUUCUUAUGGGAGCGAAGGAGUAUGGAUACUGUGUGGACAUGUGGUCUGUUGGAUGUGUGUUUGCGGAGCUGUUUUUGAGGAUUCCCAUGUUUGCAGGAGAAACGGACAUUGGGCAGCUCGAUAUGAUAUUCAGAGCAUUAGGAACGCCUUCUGAAACAAGCUGGAGGGGGGUGUCGAUGCUGCCUGGGUUUCUUGAAUUUCCGAAAUACAGCCGAGCACCGCUUGGCUCGUUGUUUUCAGCAGUGUCUUCUGAUGCCUUGGAUUUGCUGGAAAGCCUUCUUAUACUUGAUCCGUCUAAGAGGAUCAGCAGUGACAAGGCGAUUAAGCAUAAGUACUUCAGAGAGACACCGGCGCCAACACCUAUUGGAAGACUGCUUGUUUGA
Ordospora pajunii is the source of this 927-nucleotide messenger RNA. RefSeq names its product serine/threonine kinase. Gene Ontology annotation, cellular component: transcription factor TFIIK complex; cytoplasm; nucleus. Gene Ontology annotation, molecular function: RNA polymerase II CTD heptapeptide repeat kinase activity; cyclin-dependent protein serine/threonine kinase activity; ATP binding. The coding region runs from base 1 to 927 and encodes 308 amino acids. Lineage: Eukaryota; Fungi; Microsporidia; Ordosporidae. The transcript has a single exon. The record is from RefSeq and is a predicted model, not a curated record. Gene Ontology annotation, biological process: protein phosphorylation; positive regulation of transcription by RNA polymerase II.